This is a messenger RNA of Closterium sp. NIES-67, 694 nucleotides long. Lineage: Eukaryota; Viridiplantae; Streptophyta; Zygnematophyceae; Desmidiales; Closteriaceae. The record is from the annotation of a GenBank genome assembly.
AAGCGGGACAUUAAAUGCGAGAUUUUCCUGGACGAUUUGCCAAGUGGACUGCCACCCGAACGACCCCAAGACCACAAAAUCAAGCUGGAGCCCGGCGCGCAGCCUACUGUACGCACGCAAUGGCGUCUGACUCAGCCGGAGCUACAGGAGUUACGGAACCAGCUGGACUACCUGCUAGCAAAAGGGUUCAUUCAGCCGAGCACGCCACCUUUCGCAGCACCGAUCCUGUUCACACCAAAAAGGACGGCGGACUUCGCAUGUGUACGGAUUAUCGUGCCCUUAAUCGGGUAACGAUCAAAUCGCGCUACCCAAUCCCACGAACGGAUGAACUGAUCGACAACCUUCGCGGAGCUCGCUACUUUUCGAAGAUCAACCUGCGUGGCGGUUACCAUCAAAUUCGAGUGUUCGCUGACGACUGCCACAAGACCGCGUUUCGUACUCGCUAUGGGAGUUACGAAUACACGGUGAUGCUGUUUGGAUUAACGAACGCCCCCUCGACGUUCCAACUCACCAUGAAUGGGGUGUUCCGCGAUCUACUCGACAAAUGCAUGAUCAUUUACCUGGACGACAUCUUGAUCUAUAGCAAGACUCGGGUGCAGCAUUUAAAAGAUUUGGAAGCGGUUUUUCAGCGGUUGCAGCAGCAUCUACUCAUCACCAAGGGAUCCAAGUAAGAGUUUUUAAAAUAAGAACUGGA